Cladocopium goreaui is the source of this 618-nucleotide messenger RNA. NCBI's taxonomy places the organism in Eukaryota, Dinophyceae, Suessiales, Symbiodiniaceae. The record is from the annotation of a GenBank genome assembly.
AUGGAGCAUUCAAAGCCAGCUGCAGCUGAUUUUUGCGUGGAGGUUUAUGGACAGGAUUCGCGAGAGCUGCAGGAUCGUGGAUUUGUGAAGGGAAGGCCUGCCGUCAGAACCGCUUUCCAAGAUCCUAAACGCGGCUGGGCACCGCAAGAUGCCUUGUUCGUGGAUGACGGCGUGCGACACGUGGAAUCGGCAGCGGAGAACUGUGAGGUCAUCCGAGUGCAGGGCAAUGGCCUUUCAGUGCUUGAGCUGGACGCCAUUGAGGCCUCGCCUCACAUAUGGAGCCUUUUAAGCACCCAGAUUUGGUGCUGGAAAUCGGUUGCCAUUUUUAUUUCCAUUGCAAUUCAUCAUCAUUUUUAUCUUUCCAUAGUAAUUUCCAUACUAUUCUCAGUGAUUCCACAGCUCUUUCGCAGCACAGCAGCAGCAGCACUCACAAAAAAAAACGCCAGGCGGUUGCACGGGGUUGGGCACUCGGAUCACCGGUCGAUGGGUCCAGCAACCGGUGAAGAAACCAAGGCCAUAGAUCUGCGGAAGGCUGGCGGCUCCACCCCGAUGAGGUGCCGAUCCGAUCCGUGGAGGGCCUUAGGGCCGGCUAGGGUUGGACAUCUAAACCUGGGCUGA